AUCGAAGCGUUGGCAGCUGUGAACACGAAAGCGGAGUUUGAAUACUGAUCUGGAACUUCUCGAGAAACAGGAUGCAGACCCACAGCCCGUCAGCCUGUCUGACUUAAAGUGUGAAACGUUAUGUCCCGUCCACCCGAGCUUGAGGAGGAGCAAGUCGAGCUUGAGGAGGAAGAGGCCGUAAGUGCUAUUGCGUCAUCUACUCCUACAUCUACCCUUACGUGGAUUAGCUGGUUUUGCUCCCUGCCUGGGCACGAGUACUUCUGUGAAGUCUCGGAAGAUUUUAUCGAGGAUGAUUUCAACCUGACCGGCUUAAAUGCCAUGGUGCCAUUCUGGAAGGAGGCAAUGGAGAUGGUGUUGGACGUGGAGCCUGACGAAGAUUCAUCAAAAAUACCCGACGUGUCAAUCGUCGAAGCAUCAGCUGAACUAUUGUAUGGUCUAGUGCAUCAGCGUUAUAUACUGACGCGCGCCGGAUUGCAAGCAAUGGUGGAUAAGUAUGAAAAUGCCCUUUUUGGCGUCUGUCCGCGCGUGUAUUGCAUGGGCUGCAAUGUUGUGCCCUCUGGUCGUUCUGAUCUGCCCGGCCUCGACACCGUUAAGCUCUUCUGUCCCAAUUGCAAUGACGUAUAUGCACCACCGAGCAGUCGUUUCCAGGGGGUCGAUGGGGCCUUCUUUGGAACGACAUUUGCGCACUUGUUCUUCCAGAGUUAUCGCGAACUCGCUCCGGCGCCGUUCUACAAACCUUCGUCAUCGCAGGGAUCAUCGAUGUCGCCUGGGCGCUCGCCACACAGUGGCUCGGGUAGCAGUUCCUCGCGGCCUUCGCCCUUUGUCAAUCCGAAUCCUCACGGGGGACAGAAACGCCCUGCAGGUCACCUUUAUCAACCUCGAAUAUAUGGCUUCAAAGUCAGUGAACGGGCGAAGACCGGGCCCCGCAUGCAAUGGUUGCGGGUGAGACCGGAGAGCCCAGAGGAAUUAGAUAUGGUUGACUGGAGAGGGCGGUGGAUAGACGACGAGGAGUAUGACGAGGAAGAGGACAUCGAUGAGGAUGAUCGUCUAAUGGAGGACUUUGAUGCGGAAACUGUUGAAGAUGAUGAAGAGGAGGAGGAGGAAGAGGAGGAGGAAGAAGAGGAAGAGGAAGGAGGCUCGCGGAGGCACCUAAACCGAGGUGAGCAAUACGCCGAUUCGCUCCGGCCGCCCACACCCAUCCACCUCCCCUCUUCCGCGCGGACGUCGCCGACAUCCAUUGCAGUGCCUCAUAUAGAAGACAACGCGGCUACCUCGGUGCGCGGGACAGGAAGGGUGAAAGUCGUGCGGCAAUACUAAGACUGGGUGUUGUGACAGAGAGCCGGCUCAUGACACUUGGCUGCACAGAUUAUCUAGGUUUCGAAUGUCUUAUUUGCGCAUCCAUGACUGCAAUCACAGCAUAGAUCACAUAAUAGUGUACAACACUGCAUACACAAGGUCUUUGACUUGACUAAUGUUUAAAGCAUGGUAUUAGUGAAAGGUUGUGG
Molecule: messenger RNA, 1505 nt
Organism: Suillus clintonianus
Lineage: Eukaryota; Fungi; Basidiomycota; Agaricomycetes; Boletales; Suillaceae
Product: casein kinase II regulatory subunit-domain-containing protein
Exons: 6
Coding region: 121-1317 (398 amino acids)
Cellular component (GO): cytoplasm; protein kinase CK2 complex
Molecular function (GO): protein kinase regulator activity
Source: RefSeq, a predicted model, not a curated record